Sinocyclocheilus rhinocerous is the source of this 1952-nucleotide messenger RNA. Its product is annotated as histone-binding protein N1/N2-like. The record is from RefSeq and is a predicted model, not a curated record. The transcript is spliced from 15 exons. NCBI's taxonomy places the organism in Eukaryota, Metazoa, Chordata, Actinopteri, Cypriniformes, Cyprinidae. Gene Ontology annotation, cellular component: nucleoplasm. Bases 103 to 1788 code for a protein of 561 amino acids. Gene Ontology annotation, biological process: DNA replication-dependent chromatin assembly; CENP-A containing chromatin assembly. Gene Ontology annotation, molecular function: histone binding.
AGGCGCCAACAAAGACUAAUUCAGGAGCAGCUUCACAAAGCUGCUAUCUGCACGCACAUCAUCCAACAGUACAUUACAGCUUAGUUUAUUUAACGCAUUAACAUGCCAGAGGAAACAGCAGCUGCUUCAACUGCCGAAAGUAUGGAGGAGAAGCCUUGCUCGUCAAGCGCUGCAGACAGCUCCGUCGAUGUUUCUGAGGAAGCAAAGAAGCUGGUUGGCACAGGCAACCGGCACUUAGUGAUGGGUGAUGUUGUGUCUGCAGUGAGUGUGUUCCAGGAGGCUUGUGCCAUGCUAGCUGAAAAGUAUGGAGACACUGCUGAUGAAUGUGGUGAAGCUUUUUUCUUGUGUGGGAAAGCCCUUCUGGAGCUUGCUAGGAUGGAGAAUACAGUGCUUGGUAAUGCUUUAGAGGGAGUCCCAGAAGAAUCGUCUGAAGAAGGCGAGAAACCGAAUGACUCUAAAAUUGAAAGCGCAGACAACUUGGAUGAGAAAACCAGAGAUGAGCUUCGAGCACAGGUUUAUGAUGCCAUGUCAGAGGACAAAACUCAGUCAGAGGUUGAAAAAGAGGUGGGGGAAGGUGAGCAGAAGAACCAAGAAGUUAAGGAGAAGCAGGAGACGGUUAAAGAGUCAAAGGAAGGGGAUGCAGCAUCACCUAAAACUAAGAAACCAGCUGAACAUGAGGCAAAACCUGCUGAAAAUGAGAAACUAUCUGAACAUGAGGCAAAACCUGCUCAAGAUGAGGAGAAACAAGCUGAAAAUGAGGAACCUGCCGAAAAAGUUGAGAAGUCAAAAGCUGUGGAUGAAAGCGCUUCUAAAAAGGAAGAUGUCACUGUGUCAAAUGGAGUUACUGAAAAGGGUGAUGAGGAGAAAAAUGGAAAUGAAGAGAAUGAAGAACCCAUGGAAGAUGGAGAUGAGGAUGAUGAUGAUGAUGAUGAGGAGGAGGAUGCAGAGGGUGAAACAAAGGAUAAGGACAGUGAGGAGGAUGAAGUUGGAAACCUGCAGUUGGCCUGGGAGAUGCUUGAGGUUGCAAAGGUGAUUUAUAGAAGAAAAGACUGCAAAGAAGAUCAGCUAAUGGCGGCACAGAUUUACCUGAAACUUGGAGAAGUUGGAGCUGAAUCAGGUAACUACAGCCAGGCUCUGGAGGACUUCAAUGAGUGUUUAACCUUGCAGCUGAAACACCUUCCCUCUCAUAGUCGUCUUCUGGCUGAGACUCAUUACCAGUUGGGCACAACUUACAGCUACACAGCCCAGUACAGCCAAGCCAUUGAGCACUUCUCCAACUCCAUCAAAGUCAUCGAGAGCCGUCUUGCUAUGAUUCAGGAGGUAAUAGACAAGGCGGAAGGUGCAGAGGAAGCAAAGGAAGAGAAGAGUGAGCUUGAGGAAUUGAAACAGUUACUGCCAGAAAUUACUGAGAAGAUUGAAGAUGCUAAGGAGAGCCAGAGGACGGCUGCUGCAGCAUCUGAGGCCAUCCACCAGACUCUUGCAGGAGCAUCCACCUCAUCUGCAUUCCCAGCUGAAAAUGGUGGCCCGUCCUCAUCUACUGCUAGUCAGAUUCCUGUGAGACCAGCUGAUGGUGCAUCUUCCUCAAAAUCUGCAUCUGACGUUUCUCACCUUGUUCGCAAAAAGAGGAAACCAGACGAGGAGAGUCCAAAAAAGGACCGUGAUGCUAAAAAGAAUAAACAGGAGACCUCAGUUAAUGGCAGUGAUGACUCCGCCCACAACGGCAAUGGAGUCCAGGAGAAAAUGGAGCAGCAGUCAGCCAAUUCUUCCUCUGUGGAGACGUCCGCAUAAUGGGCAUCUUCUGAUCGACCACUUACCUUCCAACCUGCAGAGCAUGCCUGCCUCAUAUACGCCAUGAACAACUUUUGUCUCUUUGUUUUGUAAAUAACCUGUUUUCUUUGUCUGUCCAAUUUUUGUAUAAUUGUAGUAAACUCUGAAUAAAGGAUAUUUGCAUA